Ilyonectria robusta is the source of this 1308-nucleotide messenger RNA. RefSeq lists its product as uncharacterized. The coding region runs from base 379 to 1146 and encodes 255 amino acids. The transcript has a single exon. Lineage: Eukaryota; Fungi; Ascomycota; Sordariomycetes; Hypocreales; Nectriaceae. The record is from RefSeq and is a predicted model, not a curated record.
CCAAAGAGUGAAAAACAGUGCGACCAGCCAGCUCCAGUCAUUCCGGCUGACCUCCGGCACUUACAUGUGCCUCACGACUUACGGAUCAGGUCCUCCCGUUUGCCCUGUUGCGACUCCGGCUAUUGUGGCCAUCAAGGACAGCUUGUAUUGCCAAGACUGGCCUCUCCACCAAUCUCAGCAACAAAUCAUUGACGCAUGUUUGCACACGAGCCUGGUGGGACAAGAAUGAUACCCAAUACAAUUCCUGUUCCAUGAAGAGCCGGACCUCUCCCCGCUCCUUUGCCACUUCAUUGAACAAGCACAAGUGGCACCUACACGUCGGCCGGCGCAUGGACGAGUGAAUCAGGGACUCGCCCGCGAACCAACAACCCCUUGUCGAUGCCAUCGAAUCAAAACAAGGAAGAGAAGUCUUGCCGGUUGCAACUCCCAACCUUGCCAUGCCCGGGAGGGAACGUGCUGCUGGCUUUCGUGGCGCCCACUCAGAACGCCCCUUUUCUCGGAUUGAGAGUCCAGUCAGUGUCUCAAGGCAAUCAAUCCAUCUCGGGCAAAUCUAGAAAUUCAGGCCAACAUCCCCGUCCGUGGGCGACGCACAGAUGUUCAUUCACCCUCGACACGCCCCCGGAGCCAGGGUCGGAGGGUGUGUUUCGUUACUUCGGCUGCGACGUUGCUGCUCAUUCCGCACCGAGGUCACCAUUCCAGAACAAACGAGCACAGGUCAGACAGGAUGGAUCACCGUGUCCCGGUCCCAGUAUGGGCUGUGGACCGACCCAUGUCGUUCUGGAAGCCAAGGAAUCAGCCCAGUGGCGCUCGGUUCUAGAAGCCUUCCCGUUUCGGCAUCCAAUUCCACUCGCUGCCACCCAACCAUUUACCAGGUGCCCACCAUCUUCCUCCAGCUGUCCAACUCCACACACCACCAAACGCCUCCUCCAACCGGCCUCGCCGUGUCCCCAUCGCCUCACCAGGGGAAAGAGUGAAAAAAAAAAAUAUGCCACAAUCAUCCUACGCGCCAGCUGGCCGCACCAACACCAACCAGCUCCCUUAGGAUCCAUUCUCUGGCCGAGAAAAUUUUUGUCCCUAUUUACCCGUUCUCCUUCCCCUUACCUCUUGGGGGCAACGGCGUAUCCUCUGUUCGCGUCGUAUUAUUAGCCCACAUCGCGACGGGCCGCAUCCAACAGGGUCCCCCAAAGCAGCAGAAGAAUGGCGAAAAGCGACGAAAAAGUGCGGACCGGCUCAUGAUGGCCCGGUUGGAGACGGAUGGCGCCGGGUAAACUGGUGUUUUCCUCUCUGUUGGCCCCUUGGGUUUCCACU